AUGCUCAGCCUGAUCGCCACGCUACAGGCCCAGGACCCCCUGUCCUUUGCCUGGGAAGAGCAGAAUGUGAGAAAGAAGGAUCAGUGCCAUGAGAAGAGAACUGUGAUGGAGAGGGUGGGGGAGCCUGGCAAAUACAGCACCGCAUGCAAUGACCUGACAUCAGACACCAGACCCUGGGCUCUGGCCAGGCCAGGGGACCUGGGGGCAGGGUACUUUGUACAGCUAGGGCAGCCUGGAAUCUGGAACCUUCUAGGCUGUUUCUUAAGUGCUCAAAUGUUUUCUCUAGGAAUGAGGACACUAAAGACCUGUUUCCUCUUUGUCUACAGACGGGGCCGGAAGCACAUCUACUUCCAGGAGCUGCCAGUGAAAGACCACUACAUCUCUUUCUGUGAAGUCUGGCGCUACGGGGAAAAUUUCUGCAUGGGAAAGCUGUUGGGCAGAAGCCCGGAUGUGAACACAGAAGCCCUGGAAGAAUUUAGGAAAUUCGCUCAGCGGAAAGGGUUCCAGCAGGAGAACAUCUUCUUCCCGGCCCAGACGGACCUGCCACUGGCCCUGGCCCUGGCCCUGGCCCUGAAGCUGCAAGAGGAGAAUGGUGCACCAACACGACUGCAUUUCCUUGUGCCUUUCCAGUGA
Trichechus manatus latirostris (Florida manatee) is the source of this 633-nucleotide messenger RNA. RefSeq lists its product as uncharacterized. Bases 1 to 633 code for a protein of 210 amino acids. Gene Ontology annotation, molecular function: small molecule binding. Lineage: Eukaryota; Metazoa; Chordata; Mammalia; Sirenia; Trichechidae. The record is from RefSeq and is a predicted model, not a curated record. The transcript is spliced from 6 exons.